This is a messenger RNA of Cicer arietinum (chickpea), 1583 nucleotides long. RefSeq lists its product as uncharacterized. NCBI's taxonomy places the organism in Eukaryota, Viridiplantae, Streptophyta, Magnoliopsida, Fabales, Fabaceae. The record is from RefSeq and is a predicted model, not a curated record.
UGCAGGGAAGCACGUUAACUCAAAAAAGUCGUGCGCCCCACGCGAAAUUGACUGCACCGCACCAACCAACAAAAUCAUCCCUCUCGUUCCAAUUUUUCAGCCUUUCGAAAAAGCUCCUUUCUAACUCAACAUGCAUCUUCGUCAAACGACGUCGUAUCCAUUGAAUCCUCAUUCACCAUUCCCCUUUCCUUUUACAACCGCAUUUUAAAAUCAUCAUCGCCAAUUCAUCAGCAUUGGUUUCACACCACAACAUAACUACGUCGUCGUUGUUUUAAUCGUUUUUUAAAUUCGAAUCGGCGAUUCUCGUUACGGUAACAUCUGCACCGAAAACGAAGACGUUAUAGCCACGUAGUUUUCGUCGCGAUGCCGAUCGCGCGAUUCAACAGCCAGAUUCCGGUGCAGCUUCCGUCGCCGAUUCCUACAGGCAGAGGAUCGCGCUCCGCCGCAAAUGACAUCUUCAGCCAGUUCCUCGAGAAGAAGCUCCAGUUGCCGGCACUUACACUACCAGAACCUCACCUCCCGCCGGCGCCGGCAGAAAUCGAUCUCCGGUCUCUACCACUGGCUUCCGCGGGUCUGCUUCUACGCUCCGCCAAAGAGUUCGGCGCGUUCAGGAUACGGAGCCACGGAAUCUCUUGCCACGAACUUGGAAUAAUGGCGGAGAAAGCCGAGUGCGUAUUCAAAGACUCCAAAAAUGUCGUCGUUGAGCGUGACGGACGCUGUGGAGGGAUGAUUCCCUGCGUUCGAUCCAGCAACGGAGGACUGGAAUUCACCGCUCACAACCAAACGAAUCGGAAAUUUUGGGUUCUUAUGGGGAACGUAGCAAGUAGAUUGGAUAGCAUAGUAGAGCAAGUGACUCUGGCUCUACAACAGGACACAUCUCAAGAUUUUAAGGAGCAGAUUCAAGAGACAGAGUCUGUGAUUUGCCUUUGCAGGUAUCCCCAUGAUAAUACCCCCAAACGAAAUAAAGGCGUCACGGAUGAGACAAAGGGUAUAUUAUGCGAACAUGCUCUGCGCUUCUACCUUCCCUUGGAGCAUUGCAUAUUUUACGUCCAAACUGAAAGAGGUCCUCUGUCAUUUGAUGCAGGCCCAGAACAUAUAGUAGUCACUGUUGGCAAGCAAUUAGAGGAGUGGAGCCACAGUGUAUUCAAAUGUGUUCCUGGGGAAAUGAUCUUCAUGCCGAGUUUCCGGAGUAGCAAUGCCUCUUUCUCCAUAGAGCUUACAUGCUUGGCCUCUUCAAAUCUAAAUCACCUAUUAAAUAAUUUUGAUAAGAUAAUAUCCUUAAACGAUCAAAUCCUUAUUGUAUUAUGCCUUGUAUUUUUAUACAAAUUUCUAUACUUCAUCUUUUCCUGAUCCUCAGUACACGGUUGCACCAUUUUCUUUUCAUUGGAUGCCUUUUGCGUGAUCAGAUGUUGCUCUACCCAGUUACAUUUUUUUUUCUCGAAUCUAUUUACAAUGACCAUUUUGAUGUACAGUUUGAGUGUAAAGGUUGUUGGUUUUAGUUUAAAAAAUACCAGUUAUGACACAUUGACAUGAUUUUCUGAGUUGAAAUUUGCAAAUAUAUAUUGGCAAUUUAAACUGGAGGA